Molecule: messenger RNA, 2761 nt
Organism: Rattus norvegicus (Norway rat)
Lineage: Eukaryota; Metazoa; Chordata; Mammalia; Rodentia; Muridae
Source: RefSeq, a predicted model, not a curated record
CGCAGAGCCCGAUUUCCUGUUUGGCUGACUCAGUCACGCGUCUGUUUGGCGGGAGUUGGUGGCUGAUGUGAGGUCAGGUUUGUGUGGAGAGAGGCACAGUGCUUCCUUCCUUGAUCUCACAGACCUUCAUGGAGACCAUGUUGAAGUCCAACCCUCAAAUGCAGCAGAGGAAUAACCACAGUGGUCAAGAGACCAGCCUUUGGUCCUCAGGCUUUGGGAUGAAGAUGGAGGCCAUCACUCCAUUCCUGGGGAAGUAUCGCCCCUUUAUGGGUCGAUGCUGCCAGACCUGUACCCCUAAGAGCUGGGAGUCCCUCUUCCACAGAAGCAUAAUGGAUCUGGGCUUCUGCAAUGUGAUCCUUGUGAAGGAGGAGAAUACCAGGUUUCGGGGCUGGCUGGUUCGCAGGCUCUGCUAUUUCCUAUGGUCCCUGGAGCAGCACAUACCCACCAGCUCUGAUGCCUCCCAGAUGAUCAUGGAAAACACUGGGGUGCAGAACAUCCUCUUGGGGAAGGUUCCAGGAGCGGCUGGAGAAGGCCAGGCACCUGACCUAGUGAAGAAAGAGGUACAGCGCAUCCUGGGCCACAUUCAGACCACACCCCGUCCCUUCUUGCUUAGGCUGUUCAGCUGGGCACUGCUGUGGUUCCUGAACCGCCUCUUCCUGAACGUUCAACUUCACAAGGGACAGAUGAAGAUGGUCCACAAGGCUGCCCAGGAGGGCUCUCCACUUGUCUUCCUUUCUACACACAAGUCCCUCUUGGAUGGGUUCCUGCUGCCUUUUGUACUGUUCUCCCAAGGGCUCGGUGUGCUCCGUGUGGCCUUGGACUCCCGUACUUGUUCCCCUGCUCUCAGAGCUCUACUGAGGAAACUUGGGGGGCUUUUCCUGCCCCCAGAGGCCAACCUCUCAUUGGACAGCUCAGAGGGCAUCCUUGCAAGGGCUGUGGUCCGUGCAACGGUGGAGCAGCUGCUUACUAGUGGUCAGCCCCUGCUCAUCUUCCUGGAAGAGGCCCCUGGGUACCCAGGGCCCAGGCUUUCUGCCCUGGGCCAGGCCUGGCUAGGACUGGUAGUCCAGGCGGUCCAGGCAGGCAUCGUCCCAGAUGCCACACUGGUACCAGUUGCCACUGCCUAUGAUCUGGUUCCAGAUGCACCAUGUAACAUGACUCAUGACCUGGCCCCCCUGGGGCUAUGGACAGGAGCCUUGGCCAUCUUUCGGCGACUGUGCAACUGCUGGGGCUGUAACCGUAGAGUCUGUGUCCGGGUGCACCUUGCCCAGCCAUUUUCCCUCCAGGAAUAUACCAUCAAUGCUCGAAGUUGCUGGGGUAGCAGGCAGACCCUGGAACACUUGUUGCAGCCCAUUGUGCUAGGUGAAUGUAGUGUUGUUCCAGACACUGAGAAAGAGCAGGAGUGGACCCCACCAACUAGCCUCCUCCUGGCCCUCAAAGAAGAGGACCAGCUCCUGGUCAGAAGACUGAGCCGGCAUGUUCUGAGUGCCAGUGUGGCCAGCUCAGCAGUGAUGAGCACGGCCAUCAUGGCAACACUGUUGCUGCUGAAGCACCAAAAGGGUGUGGUCCUGUCACAGCUCCUGGGGGAAUUCUCCUGGCUGACAGAGGAGACACUGCUCCGAGGUUUUGAUGUGGGCUUCUCAGGGCAGCUGCGGUGCCUGGCCCAACAUACGCUGAGCCUCUUGAGGGCACAUGUGGUUCUGCUGCGUGUCCACCAAGGGGACUUGGUGGUGGUGCCACGGCCUGGCCCAGGCCUCACACAUCUGGCACGCUUGAGUAUGGAAUUGCUGCCCACCUUCCUGAGUGAGGCUGUGGGUGGUGAGUCAGUGGGGUCAGCAGGGUUGGGGUGCAUGUGGGGGAGAGGAAAAGGUCCCCUUCUUAUGCUGCCCUCUCUGCCAGCCUGUGCGGUGAGGGGGUUGCUGGCGGGCAGAGUACCACCUGAGGGGCCCUGGGAGCUGCAGGGCAUAGAGCUGCUGAGUCAGAAUGAACUGUACCGCCAGAUCCUACUGCUGCUGCACCUGCUACCUCAAGACCUGUUGCUGCCCCAGCCCUGCCAGUCUUCCUACUGCUACUGUCAGGAGGUGCUGGACCGGCUCAUCCAGUGCGGGCUCCUGGUUGCAGAGGAGACCCCAGGCUCCCGGCCAGCCUGUGACACAGGAAGACAGCAUCUGAGUGCAAAGCUGCUGUGGAAACCAAGUGGAGACUUUACUGACAGUGAGAGUGAUGACUUCGAGGAGCCAGGGGGCCGCUGCUUCAGGCUUAGCCAGCAGUCUCGCUGCCCUGACUUCUUCCUCUUCCUCUGCCGCCUGCUCAGUCCCAUACUCAAGGCCUUUGCACAGGCAGCCACCUUCCUCCACUUGGGGCAGCUGCCAGAUUCAGAGGUGGGCUACUCAGAGAAGUUGUUGCAGUUUUUACAGGCCUGUGCCCAGGAAGAAGGGAUCUUUGAGUGUGCAGACCCAAAUCUCGCUAUCAGUGCAAUCUGGACAUUCAAAGACCUGGGGGUACUGCAGCAGAUACCCAGCCCUACAGGACCCCAGCUCCACCUGUCACCUACAUUUGCCAGCCGGGACAAUCAGGACAAGCUGGAACAAUUCAUCCGACAGUUCAUCUGCAGUUAGAACCAGAGAGUGGAACUUGAUGGGACUUGUUAGCCUAGAACUCAAGUGUGUGUAUUCUGGUCAGGACACAGCUAACCUGAACUUACAAAACCCGUGUUUGCGCAUCAUUUAGUGUAAUAAAUAGACUAGGUUAGUUUCUUCCCUAA